UGAUACCAGUUCCUCUUUGUCGGCCUGUUAAAUACUGAUUGCAAAGAGCGAUAAAGCUUGACAGCUCUAUUAUUUGCCUAAAAUCGAUAUUUCAUUUUCCACUGCUUAUUUUCAGCUGUUUACUAUGUUGAUCGUUACAUUCGAACUGACAGGCAGAAUGUAAAGAAAACCAAGGCAGGCGCCAUUUGUGCUGCUUUAUUUGGACUCGUACCAGUCUCUCAUUGAAACGGGCAGCUGAACUGCACACUUGAAGCCGUACUUAACAGGAAUGGUUAAUAAUGCAUGGGCGCAAUUCUGCGCUUGUAGAUAGAAUAAUGUGAAAAGACUUAUAAUGAAUAGUUUUACCAAGGUAGCCACUGACUUGGAUAUACCACCUGUUCGUAGCGGUUGCUACCUGCUUAUUUCUCAUGCAAAUAAUGUUGGUGCGAUCUGAUAACGAAAAUAUUUAAAAGACACAAUUCCAAAGUCGCUCAAAAUUAGCUGGCUGAAAACAAACUCAGGGAAAAUCACAUGAACUUAUGUAGACCUUGUUGACCCGCAGAAUGUUUUUGAAUGAAAGAGCUUUUGGACAUAUAGAAGGUUUAUAGUUCACGCGUUAAUGACGAAGUUGAUGAAGUUGAGAAUAUCAGCCCAAAGUGAAGAGGCAAACAGCAAUUAAAUCGUGCCUAUCGCAGCGAUACAGAAAGUCAGGAGUUGGCAGCAAAUUUUAUUGUUUUUUGAAAUGCGUUCGGCAUUAUUUGAGAUCCACCUGCUAUGCCAACGUUUGAAAGAAAAUAACAGUCAUUGGUGAGUAGGAUACAGUUGAAACAUCGGCAGCUCGCAAAGAGACGGCAAAGAGACGGCAAAGAGACGGCAAAGAGAACACACACGUAUUAGCACAUGAAUAAACCUAAACAUCGUUAGCGGAGAAGACUUGGCAAUCGAAUGCGCAAUGCUAGCGAGUUGACAUUACAUCGAAUUGCCUUGUUAGAACUAAGUAUUUUUGAAUUGAUUUCUGGCUGCGUUGAUAUCGACAGAAGAGAAAUCUAACAAAGGCUUUGAGUUGAAAGGAGGCUCUUCAAGGAAUCACUUUGAAGACGUAUUUUGAAAUAACGCAAACUAUCAGAUAGUAUUAUAGAGAAGACAGGAACAUGAGUCAACACAGAGGGACUGAUUUUGAACUGACGGAGCCAUACCAACAAAACGAUGUUGAGUUUGAGUACCAAUCUGUUCCUUUUGAUCUCCAAAGCACAGAUAUCCCUCCAAACUCGACUAGCACCUCAGCUGGUACGAACACAACCGACUGCAAUUUUUCAUCUGACGGUGAAGGGUCGGCGAACGGUCAACAUGACGCCAUGUACGAUCAAUCACCAAUUAACGAGUGCCACAGUGCGACCAGUUAUGCAAGACCGCGAUGGACUGGAAGGGCGGAUUUUCUAUUGACUUUAAUAGGCUAUACAAUUGGACUAGGAAAUGUCUGGAAGUUUCCUUCAUUGUGUCAGCAGAAUGGUGGAGCCUCGUUUUUGAUCCCCUACUUCAUAAUGCUCAUAGCAGAAGGGAUUCCAUUGUACUACAUGGAAUUGUGCAUUGGACAGCGCCUGCGCAAAGGCUCUACUGGAGUGUGGCAUGCGAUUUCUCCUUACCUCGAUGGUGUUGGGGUUGCCUCGGCAAUUGUUUGUUUUCUAGUCUGCUUGUAUUACAACGUGAUUCUUGCUUGGUGCCUCAUAUACUUUGUCAAUUCUUUCAAAGACCCGUUGCCCUGGUCGCAGUGCCCCAAUCAAACAGUGCGCAGAGGAAAUGAAACUCUCCAAGAAGUGGUGGAAGAAUGUGAAAAAAGCAGUCCAACACUGUAUUUUUGGUAUCGAUCCACACUCGACAUCUCGAGUUCAAUCGAUGACGCAGGCAAAAUGAACUGGACUGUUAGUUUGAGUCUGUUAGCUGUGUGGUUUUUGUGUUGGUUUUGCAUGAUUCGCGGCAUAAAGUCAACUGGAAAGGUUGUCUACGUCACUGCAAUUUUGCCGUUGUUUAUUUUGGCAAUAAUGUUCUUCCGAGGAGUUCAUUUAAAAGGAUUUCAAGAGGGUCUCACUCUACUCUUCAUCCCAGAAUUUUCGAGGCUACAAGAGCCUGAGGUAUGGCUUUCGGCAGCCUCCCAGACAUUCUACUCCCUCGGGGUGGCCUAUGGUUCUCUAAUCUGCUUUGCAAGUUACAAUUCAUUGAAGAACGACACAACCAGAGACGCCAUACUCAUCUGCGUCAUCGACGCCGGAGUGAGCAUCUACGCAAGCGUCGUCAUAUUUUGUUUCAUUGGGUAUCGAGCGCAAAUCAAAGUCGAUGAAUGCCUAGCGGGACAAAAACAGACGUUGCAGUUGCUUUUGAACGAGUCAAAUUACCGUUUCGGGACUUCUUACACCUACGAAAAUUACGAGUUUGCAGAGAUGGACACUAGUUGGGUAGACGUCAACAUGACAAGGCUCCUUAACGUAACUAUAGCUAACUGUGAUAAAAAGAAGUUUCUUAAAACGAAGACCUCACCAGCACUUACUGGCUUGGCAUUCAUCACAUUUACUGAGGCCAUAAAUACAAUGCCGAAUGCUCAAAUCUGGUCCAUACUGUUCUUUUUAAUGCUAAUAACACUGGGCAUUGACACACAGUUUGGAAUGCUUGAAGGCGUCGUCACUCCUAUUUUGGAUGCUAAGUGGUUUCCGAAUUUGCGAAUUGAAGUUCUAACUGGUAUCAUAUGCUUGAUUUUGUAUAUUCUCGGAUUUAGUAUGGUGCAGAAUUCUGGUAAUUACUGGCUGCAACUGAUCGACAAUCACUGCAGUGGAAUACCAUUGCUAGUUAUUGCCCUGGUAGAAUGCCUCUCGUUGUCGUAUAUUUACGGAAUGGCAAGGUUUUGCGAUGACAUCGAGUACAUGACUAACAAGAGGCCUCGAGUAAUUUGGAUGUGGUGCUGGAAGGUCAUUUCACCCUUGACCAUUAUAAUCGUGCUUCUGUUCAGCAUCUUGUCGCUGUCAAAACAUAAACCUACCUAUGAAGUUUGGGACAAAAACGAGGGAGUCAUGAAGCACAAGCCAUACCCACCGUGGGCCGUUUUCAUUGGUGCCAUGUUAACGCUGGUUUCAAUUGCAUUCAUACCGUUACUUGCAUUGUUACGCUAUUUCAAACUUUUGCCUAUUGACACACGGAAAAUGACACUUUUGUGCCCAGCAAAAAGAACUUACAAAAGACAGCGUGGAGGCCUCAAGGUUUACUUUGCUACAUCUAGAGAAAGUUAUACGGAAAGGAGUCAGCCAAUUUCCAAUGGACGUUAUGUAUAACAGACAGUGGGAAUAUAUUCAGCUUCCAAAGCAGCCAACAGAGAUCUUCAAUUAAAAUUAAUUGUCUCUGUUCACAUUUGGAAGCUUGACCAUAAAGAAGAUAUAAAAAAGGAGCUUGACCACAGAAAAUAGCAAUUUCUCAACACUUCAUAUGGAGCGUGGGGCAAAGAUGUUACAAGAUCUCUAAUGGCGGUAGGGAAUGGCCGCACACUUGGUUGGCAGUUAACUAAUAUCAAGGGACAAAAACAAAAUUAAAAGCUAUUUGCUUGAAAUUAAUAAAAUCGUCAGGGUUAUGGGAAGCUUUUCCAAGGCUCAACACCAAACAACUACAGUCCAUCCUUCUAUGACAGGUGCAUUCGUAAUACACCGGCAUAUCUAAAACUUCUACCAAUUACACACCUUGCUAGUUCCCUUUUAUAUCCGUUGCAUUACCCCCACUCAAACUCGGGGCACUAUACCAAAUGCAGGUAUUACCCCAAUGUCAUCUAUAAAUAAAAACCAGCUAAUACUAAAAUACUUUGUGCUAUGAGACUGCUGAACCUAUCGAAAAUCACGUUUUUCAAUCAUUCUAUUGUUUGUUGGGCAGACCCUUGGGAGUAAAUAUGCCAGGAGAGACACUUUCAUAUAAAACAUGCUGUCACGAAACAAACGAGCCAAAUUGGUACCCAGACCCCUAGCUUACAAUCGCAAGUUUGCAACCUGCGUACAUCCUCGAUUAUGUCCCUGCCUUCCUUAUUAAAAUCACAAGGACAGUUGAGGCUGAUUCCUUAAUACUUCGGCCAAAUUCAAAAGAAAUUGGCCUCAAACAUCGAGGAGCACCUGGGCAAAUAGUUAUAUUAUGUGGAUUAAAUAUGUCGAAAACUGAACAUUUAUUUUGCAUUUAGUGAGAUUAAAUCUCGUAGUUGCAUUAGACCUUUAAGGUCCAUUAUUGUUUUUAAUAUUUUGUUUUUUCCUAAAGAAUACAGUUGAUCAAUUAUUUGUUAUUUGGUUAAAAAAGAGAAUUGGCUUAGCGAAAACUUAUCUCUUCUUUUUACAUUGGUGUACACUGUACUGUAGUGAAGACUUAAAACAAUGGAUCGGGGAUAUAAAAAUGUCUACAAAUUUGAAUUAAAAAAUUGUAUUUUUUGCAGCAGUGGCACAAUGCAAAUCAUUUUGACAGUCAUAUCCCCAAGCUAUAGCCAAGGUUGGUCA
Messenger RNA from Rhopilema esculentum, 4487 nucleotides. RefSeq names its product sodium-dependent neutral amino acid transporter B(0)AT3. Lineage: Eukaryota; Metazoa; Cnidaria; Scyphozoa; Rhizostomeae; Rhizostomatidae. Gene Ontology annotation, cellular component: plasma membrane. Gene Ontology annotation, biological process: amino acid transport; sodium ion transmembrane transport; nitrogen compound transport. The record is from RefSeq and is a predicted model, not a curated record.